UAAAAGCAGGACUUUUCGACUUCUAGAGAGAGAGGGGGAUCGCCGGAUCGGAGAAUCAUCGGAGUAGACGGAAUGGAUUCAGAUGAGGAUGAUAGGAUACCAUUGAGUCAGAGACCGGAAUGGUCCGACGUCACUCCGGUACCGCAAGAUGAUGGUCCUAACCCCGUUGUGCCUAUUUCGUACUCCAAAGAGUUCGCCGAGACCAUGGGGUACGUCCGAGCUGUAUAUUUGGCCGAUGAGCGAUCUCAUCGCGCUCUUCAACUUACCGCCGAAGCAAUUCACUUCAACGCUGGAAAUUACACUGUGUGGCAAUUCAGACGAUUAAUACUCGAGGCUCUCAAUGCUGACUUGCAUGACGAAUUAGAAUUUGUUGAGCAUCUUGCUAGCAAAAACUCAAAGAACUAUCAGCUAUGGCACCACAGGAGGUGGGUUGCUGAGAAACUGGGGACUGAAGCUGCUGGUAGAGAACUUGAAUUCACCAAGAAGAUAUUCGUAAAUGAUGCUAAAAAUUAUCAUGCUUGGUCUCAUAGACAGUGGGUUCUUCAAACUCUUGGAGGCUGGGAAGAUGAACUUGCUUACUGUGAUGAACUUCUGGAAGAUGAUAUCUUCAACAAUUCUGCUUGGAAUCAGAGAUACUUUGUGAUAACUAGACACCCUGGAUUGGGAGGUAUAGAGGCUACACGAGAUUCCGAGGUUAGUUAUGCCGUAAAAGCCAUUCUGACGAAGCCAGAGAAUGAAAGUUCAUGGAGAUACCUUCGCGGUCUCUAUAAAAACAGCAUGCCAUCUUUUGUAAUGGACCGCCGGGUCUCAACCGUUUGCCUGACGGUUCUGACCACCAAAGCCAACUGUGUGUUCGCUCUUAGCCUGCUGUUGGAUCUCCUCUCCAACGGUUUUGAACCAAACCAAGAACUGAAGAACGCCGUUGAAGCUCUACUUCCAGAAUCAAGAGAUCAAGAUUCAGAUAUGGCGGUAACCAUUUGUUCGGUUUUGGAGAUCGUGGAUCCGAUGAGAGUAAAUUACUGGAGAUGGAGAAAGAAGAGUCUUCAUUCUGAAGUUGAAGAGGGAGUUAGAAACCUUCGUGUCCAUUGAAGAAGAUUGUUUUUCAGUGUUUGAUGUCUUUUCAAUCUAAGUAAAACUUUUGGUGUCUAGUUGUAUUGUAAACCAUUUUAAUCUUUUGACUGACCUAUUUUGGAUAGAAGAAAGGUUCCAUACGUUUUAUC
This is a messenger RNA of Cynara cardunculus var. scolymus (artichoke), 1220 nucleotides long. RefSeq names its product protein farnesyltransferase/geranylgeranyltransferase type-1 subunit alpha. The record is from RefSeq and is a predicted model, not a curated record. Bases 73 to 1089 code for a protein of 338 amino acids. Gene Ontology annotation, molecular function: protein farnesyltransferase activity; CAAX-protein geranylgeranyltransferase activity. The transcript has 5 exons. Gene Ontology annotation, cellular component: CAAX-protein geranylgeranyltransferase complex; cytoplasm; protein farnesyltransferase complex. NCBI's taxonomy places the organism in Eukaryota, Viridiplantae, Streptophyta, Magnoliopsida, Asterales, Asteraceae. Gene Ontology annotation, biological process: protein geranylgeranylation; protein farnesylation.